CCUCUACAGCCUCCUGCCCUUCAUCCUGGUGGAUGACACCAAAAGGGCAGAGCCCAGCGCAGAGCAGACAGCCGUGCGGACCAGUACUCAGACCCAGGGACAGCCCAGCCUCCUCAGAGCUGGAGCCCCACUCUCCAACUCGCGUCUCGCCAUCGCUGCGUGCCCCCCUCUACGACAUGUACCCCGAAGAGAGCCGGGGGUCUGGAGGGGUAGCCACUGUGGACUUCCUGGAUGGGUCUUAUGACUAUGCCGCCCCCACCCCUGCCCCGACUCCUCUUUACAGCCACUCCACCACUGGCUGCUACUCGGCUCCUCUGGACGCUCACGGACCACCGUCCGAUGGCAGUCUUCAGUCCCUGGGCAGUGGGACAACCAGUCCACUUGUGUUUGUGCCCUCCAGCCCACGGCUGAGCCCCUUUAUGCACCCGCCCAGCCACCACUAUCUGGAAACCACUUCAACACCCGUCUACAGGUCCAGCCAUCAGCCGGUUCCCAGAGACGACCAGUGUGGUACCCGUGAUGAGGCAUACGGCGUGGGCGAGUUGGGAGCUGGAGCUGGGGGGUUUGAAAUGACCAAAGAGACGCGUUUCUGCGCUGUGUGCAGUGACUACGCGUCUGGAUACCACUAUGGGGUGUGGUCUUGUGAGGGCUGCAAGGCCUUCUUCAAGAGGAGCAUCCAGGGUCACAAUGACUAUAUGUGCCCAGCGACAAAUCAGUGCACCAUUGACAAGAAUCGGAGGAAGAGCUGCCAGGCUUGCCGUCUUAGGAAGUGCUACGAAGUGGGCAUGAUGAAAGGAGGUAUGCGUAAGGACCGCGGACGUGUUUUGCGGCGUGAAAAACGACGGGCCUGCGACAGAGACAAACCAGCCAAAGACCUGCCACACACAAAGGCGCCCCCUCAUGAUGGAAGGAAGCAUGCAACGAGCAGCAGCAGUACAAGUGGUGGAGGAGGAAGAUCCUCUUUAAAUAGCAUACCUCCUGAUCAGGUGCUCCUCCUGCUCCAGGGUGCUGAGCCUCCAACCCUGUGUUCUCGUCAGAAGAUGAACCAACCCUACACGGAGGUCACCAUGAUGACCCUACUCACCAGCAUGGCCGACAAGGAGCUGGUUCACAUGAUCGCAUGGGCCAAGAAGCUUCCAGGUUUUCUGCAGCUGUCUCUUCACGAUCAGGUGCUGCUGCUGGAGAGCUCGUGGCUGGAGGUGCUGAUGAUCGGGCUCAUUUGGAGGUCCAUCCACUGUCCUGGCAAACUCAUCUUCGCACAGGACCUCAUCCUGGACAGGACUGAAGGCACAUGCGUCGAGGGCAUGGCCGAGAUCUUCGACAUGCUGCUGGCCACAGCGUCCCGCUUCCGGAUGCUCAAGCUCAAACCUGAGGAGUUUGUCUGUCUCAAAGCUAUCAUUUUGCUAAACUCUGGUGCCUUUUCUUUCUGCACUGGCACAAUGGAGCCCCUUCACGACAGCGCGGCAGUGCAACACAUGCUGGACACCAUUACCGAUGCGCUCAUAUUUCAUAUCAGCCAAUUGGGGUGCUCGGCUCAGCACCAGUCAAGAAGACAGGCCCAGCUGCUCCUGCUGCUCUCCCACAUCAGGCACAUGAGCAACAAAGGCAUGGAGCACCUCUACAGCAUGAAGUGUAAGAACAAAGUGCCUCUGUACGACCUGCUGCUGGAGAUGCUGGAUGCUCAACGCAUCCAUCGCCCAGUCAAACCAUCUCAGUCCUGGUCCCAGGGUGACAGAGACUCUCCCAACACCAGCAGCACCAGCAGCAGCGGCGGGGGUGGCGGCGAUGAUGAAGGCACCUCCUCGGCUGGUUCCAGUUCAGGACCUCAAGGCAACCACGAGAGCCCGAGGCGUGAGAACCUGAGCAGAGCGCCCACAGGUCCAGGUGUCCUGCAGUACAGGGGGUCCCAUUCCGACUGCACCCGCAUCCUAUGAAGCAGAGAGACUACACGCUGAAACAGGUAAUAACGGUGUUAAAAAGGAAGUCUCCAAAAUGAAUAUAUGUCAACCUAAUUUCUGUUUAAAUUGCAGAAUUUGAUGCAGCUGAAGAAAUGAAACACCUAAAACGAAGUUUAUCAGAUUUUUUUUCUCUUUUAGUUGGCUUACAAAUUCCUGAGGUCACGUAUUCAAACUGUUUUUGGGUCUGACUAACAGCCUGAAAUGGUUUCGACACACAGUGAGGACAAAUUUAACAGCCAGCUUGCCAACUUUAGAUUAGCUGCAACAGUGCAGUCAGCCUGGGGGUUGUUUAGCCUCUGAAUAAUUUGCUACAACAUGCCACUCAAUGUUUUAGGCUUAAAAUCUUGCAUCAGAUUAAAUGCACAUUUUGGACUGCAUAGAGUAUACCAAUAUACGUUACAUAUUGGUUGCACUGUGCAAAAGUCUUGAUUCGACCCUCGUUUGUUUUUAUUUUUCUAGGAAAAUGAGAAAUAGAUGCAAGGAUUUGUUGGAACCUGUGAAAACAAGCAUAAAAAUACAGUAUAUAAGGUAAAAACAGAGUUUGUACAGAUGUAAUGA
Messenger RNA from Pundamilia nyererei, 2516 nucleotides. It is a transcript of the gene esr1, whose product is annotated as estrogen receptor 1. The record is from RefSeq and is a predicted model, not a curated record. Gene Ontology annotation, molecular function: nuclear estrogen receptor activity; steroid binding; zinc ion binding. Gene Ontology annotation, cellular component: nucleus. The coding region runs from base 33 to 1934 and encodes 633 amino acids. Gene Ontology annotation, biological process: regulation of DNA-templated transcription; steroid hormone receptor signaling pathway. The transcript has 11 exons. Lineage: Eukaryota; Metazoa; Chordata; Actinopteri; Cichliformes; Cichlidae.